This is a messenger RNA of Adineta steineri, 1263 nucleotides long. Lineage: Eukaryota; Metazoa; Rotifera; Eurotatoria; Adinetida; Adinetidae. The record is from the annotation of a GenBank genome assembly.
AUGGUUGACGAUGAAAUUCAAAUGGAACAACAACGUUCGAAACCAACUACUAAUGAAGAACGUUUAAUUUCAUUCAAAAAUUGGCUUAAUGAACACAAUGUCAUAUGGAAAAAUGUUGAUAUUCGUUCAUCUAUACUUUAUGGAGGUUCCGCUUUAUAUAGCACAUCAUCAGAAGAAUUACCUAUUAUUGAGAUUCCUACAUCAUUACUCAUGUCAAGUGAAUUAGCUAAGAAUAGUUCAACAUUUAUUCCACCAACAUCUGAUGUAUUCAAUCAAGCUGAACAACAUAUUGAUCAAGAAACAUUAAUUUUAACAUUAUUUCUUUUACAUGAACGUUCAGAGGGUACUAAAUCUUUUUGGUAUCCUCAUAUUCAAGUAUUACCUACGACAUUUUCAACUCCAUUAUUUCAUAAAGAAAAUUAUGUUGAAAGUACAUCAGUAUAUUAUUUAACAGAGACAAUGCGUCAAUCAAUGAGUGAAGUAUGUGAUCUUAUUAAUCCUAAAACAUUUACAUUAGAAGAUUUUCUUUGGGCAUAUACAAUUAUUGAUAGUCGUGGUUUUAAAUUAACUGACUUUGGUACAACACUUAUUCCAUUAGCUGAUUUUGCUAAUCAUGUAUCAUUUGCACAAGAAGCAAGUCUAUGUUCAAAGGGCGUUGAUAAACAAACAAAUAGAUUUAUUUUGAAAACAACUGAUAAGAAAAUUCAAGCUGGAGAUGAAUUAUGUUUAAAAUAUAAUAAUGAAUUAGCUAAUUGGCAAUUAUUACUUUAUUAUGGUUUUGCAAUUGAAAAUAAUCCAUUUGAUUCGAUUUUAUUAGAAAUAAAAAUGGAUCCAAAUGAUACUUAUGAAAUGGAAAUGAAAAAAAUGCUUUUACUAAAUUUAAGUGAAGAUUUAUUUUUGGAUCAUGAACUUAAAAUAAGUGAAAAUGAACCAAUCAUAAGUGAGAAUUUAUUGGCUACACUUCGUUUAAUUGUUAUGACAAAUGAAGAAUUAGAACAAUAUAAUCUAUCAAAUUUAGAUGAAUUACUUUCAUCAAUAGUAAAUACAGAUAAUGAACAACGAGCAUUAAAUAAACUGCUUGAAAUUCUCAAUGAUAUUAAAGAAGUGCAAUUUACAACAACAUUAGAAGAAAGUCUCAACCGAUUUCAAUCGAGUCAAUUAGAUGAUGAUGAACGAUAUUCAUUAAUCUAUUUAAUUGGUCAAAAGCAGAUUAUAGAAAAUGCAUGUCAUUGGAUUAAUAACGCUCUUUCUCAGUUAAAAUAA